AUGCCCGGUCCGCUUCACGCGCGUACUCAUCCCUCAUUUGUUUCUGGCCAGGAAGCCUCGACCGAAAAACAUGGCCCGAGGGUGCAGAUUUCCCACGAGGAUGAGGAUGCUCUCGCCGAUAUUCACCGCACACUAACGGAGGGAAGUCUUUCGGGCGUGCAUCUGAAUUAUCCAGAACCUCAUUCGUCAUUUGACAAAUUCCUAGAGGAACAGGUUCGCGGGGGCAAGAAACGCUCUAAUUUAGGUGUCUGCUUCCAAUCAGUCUCGACCUGGGGCGAGGGUGAUGGCCACACCAGAAUAAAGACCCUUGGCAUGGCUUUAUGGCGUACGUUCACCCUGCAGGAUAUCUAUGAGUGGACCAUUCAGCCUUGGCUUUCAUCAAAGAAGCCCCAGCAAGGACGCCCUAUCAUUCGAGACUUCUCGGGCGUAGUCGAGAGCGGAGAGAUGAUGCUCGUUUUAGGUUGUCCCGGAGCUGGAUGCUCGACCUUCCUGCGCACCGUUGCUGGCCACCACUCUUCCUUUCUGCGGGUGACGGGAUCAAUUGAGUAUUCCGGUCUGAGCCCAGAUGAAGUUCGAAAACACUACCGCAGUGUAGUAGCCUACGUUCCCGAAGACGAUGUGCAUUUCCCGACCCUUAAUGUGCGACAGACCCUUGAGUUUGCAUUGAGGAGCAAGACUCCCAAGCGCUUCCAAGACCGAAUUCCCAAGUAUCUCGAGAUCUACGGUCGAGUUUUCGGUAUGACCCACACAAUGAACACCCUCGUGGGCAACGAGUACAUUCGAGGUGUCUCGGGUGGUGAGCGCAAACGAAUCUCCAUCAUUGAAUCCCUCGCCACGGAUUCAUCCGUGACAUGCUGGGAUAAUUCGACUCGUGGGCUGGACGCCUCCUCUGCCCUGGACUAUGUGCGCAGCUUGCGCAUCAUGACAGACACUUGUGGUAAGGCCACCUUGCUCACUUUGUACCAAGCCUCUGAUGCAAUCUACGAACUGGUGGACAAGGGCCCAGCCGGCGAGGCCAAGCGGUAUUUUGAGGACCUCGGAUACGAAAGUGCCGAAAUGCAGACCAUUUCGGAUUUUCUGACCAGUAUCACGGUCCCGGAGAGACGACGCUUCCGCGCAGGCUGGGAAGACCGUGCUCCGAAGGGGGCAAUUGAGCUGGAGACUGCAUUCCGACAGAGUGCGGCAUUCAAGAACCUCGAAACAUCGGUUGAAAAGUACGAUGAUCAGCGAAAUAGCGACAAACCCAAUGGAGCUUGCACAUCCGACUCAGAGUCUAACAGUGUGGAUGACUUCAAGCGUACUAUGCAGAGCGAAAAAUCUCGCUUUGUCUCAUCCAAGUCUCCUUACACCAUAUCGCUCUUCCGUCAGAUCGUUCUUUGCGCCCAGCGACAAAUGUGGCAGCUCCGGGGCCACAUGGGCCCACUCUACAUCAAGUUGAUAUCUGCGGUAGUCUAUGGCCUCCUGAUUGGGUCCAUGUUUUAUGAUCAGCCCCAGACUACCGACGGCAUGUAUUCGCGUGGUGGUGUGCUCUUUUACUCUUCUAUCUUACUCGCCUGGCUACAGAUGUCCGAGCUUGAAGAAGCGAUGCAGGGCCGAGAUAUUAUUAGUCGACAGAAAAAGUUUGCCUUUGUGCGGCCUAGUGCCGUUUGUAUGGCUCGAGUCGCACAGGAUAUGGUGGUAACUGCAUUGCUGACCUUGCUAUAUCUUAUUGUCAUGUACUUCCUGUCGGGGCUGCGAUCCGAUGCUGGUCCAUUCUUUAUCGACUUCCUCUUCAUCUACAUGUGUACAAUUUGUUUGACAGCGCAGUUCCGAGUCCUUGCGGCCUUGUCUAAUAAUUUCGAAGUUGCUUUGCGAUACUGCGGAGUGUCUGUGCUUUUUUGCGUCGUGUUUGGUGGCUAUGUCUUGUCUCUUGACAAAAUGAUUCAGGACGUUCCUUGGGUUGGAUGGAUAGCCUACACAACACCCGCUUUGUACACCUAUGAAUCGGUCAUGGCCGCCGAGUUCCACAAUGUCAAUUUUACUUGUGCAACCGGAUCGAUCAUUCCAGCCGGAUCCAAUUACACCGAUGUCGCUUACCAGACCUGUGCAUACGCUGGCAGUCAGAUAGGCAGCACAGUGAUCAAUGGAGAUGACUAUUUAGCAGCACAAUUUGGAUUUUAUUAUAGCCAUGUGUGGCGCAAUUUUGGCAUUCUCUGCCUGUUUACAGUCGCUUUCAUCGGGCUCACGUGUUGGCUGAGUGAAGUGAUGGAAUGGGAAUUGACUGGUGCUGGCCCGAUUCAGUAUAAGAGUAAUUGUCACUUACUCAAGCGGAAGCAUGGAACCUGUAGCGACGAGGAGAACAGUCCUGUCCCUGUGGACCCCAGAUCUCCCCGUGCCGAGAGUUCUUUCGGUCCUUCCGGACAAUCUCUAUCUGGUACUGAUUCCACAUUCACCUGGUCGGACCUUGGGCUCGAUGUACAGGUUGGAAAAGAGACGCGAAAGUUAUUGGACAAUGUGUGUGGCUAUUGCAAGCCAGGAAGUCUUACGGCUCUUGUUGGAGCAUCGGGUGCAGGGAAGUCGACUUUGUUGACUGCGCUUACCCAAAGACAAAGUGCCGGUACCUUGACCGGCUCAAUGUAUGUGGACAGUGAACCGAUCAAUAAGUCUUUCAAUCGGCAGAUUGGAUACUGCCAGCAAAUGGACAUCCACGAUGAAAGCAGUACUAUUCGUGCGGCUUUUGAAUUCUCUGCUCUUCUCCGACAGCGCCAUGAAACUCCCAUAAAUGAGAAGCUGGCCUACGUGGAGACAGUCCUGCACACUUUGGAUCUGAUUGAAUUGCAAAACGCGAUGAUUGGGUCAUUGGAUAUUGAGAAGAGAAAGCGGGUUACGAUCGGAGUCGAGCUAUGUGCCCGCCCUCGGCUGCUUUUAUUCCUGGACGAACCGACCAGUGGACUUGAUAGUCAGGGUGCGACCAACAUUGUGGCCCUGCUUCGUCGUCUUGCGAACCAAGGAUUGGCCAUUCUUUGCACCAUACACCAGGCCAAUCAGCAACAAUUUGAAGAGUUCGAUCGCGUCCUUGCCUUGAGCCCUGGUGGAAGCACUUACUAUUUCGGACCGGUCGGCCAGUCUGGGAAAGCUAUCUUUGAUUAUUUCAAAAAGAACGGCCAUUGCCCCCAGAUGGUCACAAAUGCUGCAGACUUCCUCAUCGAAGUGGUUGUUGGGGGCACUAAAGUUGAUUCAGAGAGCCAGGUCAAUUGGGCCUCGAUCUGGCGAGACUCCGAAGAGGCUGAGCAUAUCAUUAAAGAGAUCUCCGCUAUUCGAGCUCACCAUGACAAAAGCCGAGGAAACUUGGCUACACCAUCUUUGCCCCCUCUUCACCAGCAGGUUAUGUUACUUACACAGCGAACUUGUCGUCAAUUCUGGCGUACGGCUGAGUACCCAUACUCGAGAGUUUACGCAUCAUUCCUCCACGCACUCGUCAACGGCCUUACUUAUCUCCAAAUCGGAAAUAGUAAGACCGAUCUUCAGUCGAAGGCUUUCUCCGCAUUCUUGGUCUUGAUGCUGGUUCCCGAAUUCAUCAACGCCAUUUCCAUGCGUUUCAUCUUGAAUCGUGAUAUCUGGCUGGCACGAGAAGGACCCAGUGGAGUGUACAGCUGGGUCGCGUUCAGCACUGCACAAAUCAUCACAGAGAUCCCUUAUGCUAUUGUCAGCGGGGUGAUUUUUUAUGUAAUGUACUAUUUCAUGGUCGGACUUCCUCUCGGAUUUGCAGCAGGAUACAGUUUCCUGAUGUUCUUUCUCUUCUUCCUAUUUGCUACUUCAUGGGGCCAGUGGAUUGCUGCUUUGAGUGCUGAUUCAAUGGUGGCGGCUACUCUCAUGCCCUUCUUCAUUAUCAUGUGCGAGCUCUUCAAUGGCAUCUUGCGUCCUCACGAGCAGAUGCCUGCGUUUUGGAAGUACACCAUGUACUAUAUCACGCCUUUCACAUACUGGAUUGGAGGUGUUUUGACCUCAGUCCUUCGCGGAACUCCAGUAGUUUGUAAUGAGAGCGAAUUGACCCUCUUCGAAAGCCCACCGCACAUGACUUGUGGUGAUUAUGCCAGUCCUUGGCUCACUUCCACGGGGGUCGGGUAUCUUUCGAACCCGGAAAGCAGCGGAAUUUGUGGAUAUUGCGAGUACAGCUAUGGUGAUGAUUAUCUUUCUGGAAUUGGGCUAGAUGACUCGGUCAUCUGGCCGUACUUUGGCAUUUUUCUUGCCUUUACUAUUGCUAACUACUUGAUGGUGUAUCUCCUAGUGUACUUACGAUCCGUCGCAAAAUGGCGGUCAAAGUGA
Messenger RNA from Penicillium maclennaniae, 4305 nucleotides. Its product is annotated as putative ABC multidrug transporter. Bases 1 to 4305 code for a protein of 1434 amino acids. Gene Ontology annotation, biological process: transmembrane transport. Lineage: Eukaryota; Fungi; Ascomycota; Eurotiomycetes; Eurotiales; Aspergillaceae. Gene Ontology annotation, cellular component: membrane. Gene Ontology annotation, molecular function: ABC-type transporter activity; ATP hydrolysis activity; ATP binding. The transcript has 9 exons. The record is from RefSeq and is a predicted model, not a curated record.